Melitaea cinxia (Glanville fritillary) is the source of this 1805-nucleotide messenger RNA. Its product is annotated as O-glucosyltransferase rumi homolog. Gene Ontology annotation, molecular function: UDP-glucosyltransferase activity; UDP-xylosyltransferase activity. The record is from RefSeq and is a predicted model, not a curated record. The coding region runs from base 43 to 1242 and encodes 399 amino acids. The transcript is spliced from 6 exons. Gene Ontology annotation, biological process: protein O-linked glycosylation; positive regulation of Notch signaling pathway. NCBI's taxonomy places the organism in Eukaryota, Metazoa, Arthropoda, Insecta, Lepidoptera, Nymphalidae. Gene Ontology annotation, cellular component: endomembrane system.
GUUUGUUGUUGUUUCCUAAAAUUUAAAUAUAUCAAUAAAACAAUGUUUGACAUUAAGACUUAUAUAUUUAUAUCUAAAAUUUUACUACUUAUUCAAUGUAAUAGUGAUUUCGAUUCUUGCUAUAAAGAUGAAUCUAGUAAUGAAAACGAUAAUAAAUACAGUAAAGGAGUAAAUGAAUGGACUUCGAAAAUAAGUAAUUUAAUACAGUCUGAAGUACAAGCUCACGAGCCUUGCGUUAGAACAAACUGUAGUUGUCAUAAGAAUGUAAUAGAAAAAGAUUUAGAACCAUUUAGUGGUGGAAUUACGAAAGAGAUGUGUGAACAUGCUGCAACUAAGGGCACAAAGUAUCAGAUUAUAAAUGGUAAAUUAUACCGCUCAAAGGACUGCCACUUUCCAGCUAGAUGUGCUGGAAUAGAACAUUACCUUAAAAUGCUUGCUCCUAAACUUCCCGAUUUAGAAUUGGCAAUCAAUACGAGGGACUGGCCCCAAGUCAACAGAGCGUGGGGUCAUACAAAAGCACCAGUGUUUUCAUUCAGUAAGACAAAAGAUUAUUAUGAUAUAAUGUAUCCAACAUGGAGUUUUUGGGAAGGUGGUCCAGCUAUUCAAUUAUAUCCUACUGGUAUUGGUCGGUGGGAUAAACAUAGAACAUCAAUCUCUUCAGCUGCUAAAAAGUGGCCGUGGGAAAAAAAGGAAAAGAAAGUGUUUUUUCGAGGAUCGAGGACUAGUGAGGAAAGAGAUAGUUUAAUUUUACUAUCAAGAUCUCAUCCUAAUUUAGUUGAUGCACAGUAUACUAAAAAUCAAGCUUGGAAAUCUGAUGCUGACACUCUUCAUGCACCACCAGCCUCAGAAGUAUCAUUUGAAGAUCAUUGUAAAUACAAAUAUCUGUUCAACUACAGAGGAGUUGCUGCCAGUUUUCGCUUCAAACAUUUAUUCCUUUGUAAAUCAUUAGUCUUUCAUGUAGGUGAUGAAUGGUUGGAGUUCUUUUACCCAUCUCUAAAACCUUGGGUUCAUUAUGUCCCAAUUAGUACUAAAGCGACUAAAGAGGAAAUAUUGAAAUAUAUAAAUUAUUUUAAAACUCAUGACUCUCUGGCUAAGGAAAUAGCAGAAAGAGGCUUUGAACACAUUUGGAACAAUCUUACUGACAAUGAUGUUAAAUGUUACUGGCGAAAGUUACUUAAAAAAUAUGCAAAACUUUUAAAGUAUAAUGUUGCCAGAGAUUAUGAUCUUAAGAAAAUCUCUUAAAUCAGGAUUUAUUGAGAAUUUAAAGAUUGUUGAGUACGAACGAUUUUAUUGACUAAACAAAGUAUAAUAGAGGUUAAAAAAAUUUACAAACUAACAACUUCACUUAAACUAUAGAAUAAAAUAAUUGCAUAAAUUUCGUAUUUGAGGUUAAUAAUUUUUAAAGCAUCCAAUAUUAAUGCUAGUUUAGAGAAGAAAAUUGUGGAAUGAAAAGACAGUACACACAGAUAAAGCUAGAAAAUACAAUUUUCGAAGAAUUAUUUUAAUUAAUGACAAUAAAUUCAAGAUUAAAGAUGAGAUCCAUGAAUAUAAGAUAUAGCUAAAACUACUUAGAUGAAUCUCGAAAUUUUUACGUUAGAAUACUCUUUUAACUGAAGUCACGAUCAGGGAACAUGGCGGGUGCGACCAGGGUCCACACGUAGAGGCCUACGCAGAGCCACGACGAUGUGAUCUUGAUCCACAUAGACGCCACGUUUUCCUUUGAUAGCUGGGAACUUGGACUGUUUGGACAAAAAAAAAAAAAAAACACAUUAAUAAAUAAUUGUCAAAUAAAUUGUUUUCUUGUU